Messenger RNA from Pantherophis guttatus, 2092 nucleotides. It is a transcript of the gene B3GAT1, whose product is annotated as beta-1,3-glucuronyltransferase 1. Lineage: Eukaryota; Metazoa; Chordata; Lepidosauria; Squamata; Colubridae. The record is from RefSeq and is a predicted model, not a curated record. Gene Ontology annotation, molecular function: galactosylgalactosylxylosylprotein 3-beta-glucuronosyltransferase activity. Gene Ontology annotation, biological process: chondroitin sulfate proteoglycan biosynthetic process; carbohydrate metabolic process. Gene Ontology annotation, cellular component: Golgi membrane.
UAAGGAGAGCGAAGCCCCAUCAGACACAAAUGUGAAGCCAGCAUCAGCCUCUUUUUUUUUUCCCUGCUCCCUCCCACUGCCCUUUCCCUCCCCCUUCCUCCUUCAUUCUCUCUUCCUCUCCUCCUCAAGGCUCUCUUCCUCGUUCCUUCCUUCUUUCCUUUCUCUCCGAAGCCGCUCUUGUUAUUUAUUUAUUUAUUUCUCCCCUCCCUCCCUCCCUUCCGAGGCAAGCCAGCGCCAAGGCAGGGUUCUUUACAAGAAGACAGCAAACCAUGCAGAAGAGAGAAACUGUGAUGCUGUGCUAUACAGACACAGUAUAUAUUUGAUUUUAAUCCUCCUCCUCCUCCUGGUUAUUGCUCGGAGGUGGAAAGGGAAACGGAGAGGGGGAGAUUGCUUGGGAAUUUUUUUUCCCCCUCCUGAAAAAAAACCCCAACAACAACAACAAAAAAAACCCCCCCACAACCACAACCUACCCCCCCCCCAAAAAAGGCAAGGCAAGCAAGCAAUGGGAAGGAGCCAUUGGGAAGAACCUCGUGCGAGACGAUGUUUUGAAUUGUGCCUCUGUUUUCAAGGAUUAAAGGAUGAAUAGGCACGGCUGCGAUGAAGAGAGAAGGCGAUUCAGGCUCCCCGAAUAAGGCAUCCUUCCAGAAGGGAUCCUGAAGUCCCGGCCAAUAACAUCACCCAGAGAAGGAUCUUCCCUGCUGGGGACAACCUGGCCUCUCUUUGGUGGCAACUGCUGCCUCUUCAAACCUGCUUGUGAAAUGGGUAAUGAGGAGCUGUGGGUCCCAUCAGCCUUGGAGAUGCCGAAGCGACGAGACAUCUUGGCGAUUGUGCUGAUUGUGCUUCCCUGGACGCUGCUUAUCACCGUCUGGCAUCAGAGCGCCAUUGCGCCCCUGCUCGCAGUGCAUAAGGAGGAUGGUGGGGACACCCGUCGUGACUUCUCUCAAGGCUCGGACUCUAAGGAGUACUGCUUAUCUGACCGUGACAUUGUGGAGGUGGUUAGGACAGAAUACGUCUACACCCGCCCACCUCCUUGGUCGGACGCCUUGCCCACUAUCCACGUGGUCACUCCUACUUACAGCCGGCCGGUCCAAAAGGCGGAGCUGACACGGUUGUCCAAUACUUUUUUGCACGUUCCAAACUUGCAUUGGAUCUUGGUGGAAGAUUCUCAACGUCGGACUGCUUUGGUCACUCGGCUUUUGCGAGAUACCGGGCUGAACUACACCCACCUCAACGUGGAGACCCCACGCAACUACAAGCUGAGAGGGGACAUGCGGGACCCCCGGAUUCCUCGGGGAACCAUGCAAAGGAACCUGGCCCUACGGUGGCUGAGGGAAACAUUUAAUAGAAAUAGCAGCCAACCAGGGAUUGUAUAUUUUGCGGAUGAUGAUAACACCUAUAGCCUGGAACUUUUUGAGGAGAUGCGGACCACCCGCAGAGUAUCCGUCUGGCCGGUGGCCUUUGUGGGAGGCUUGCGUUAUGAAUCCCCAAAGUCAAACGAUGCCGGGAAGGUGUAUGGAUGGAAGACCGUCUUUGAUCCACCCACGGCCAUUGCGAUCGACAUGGCAGGCUUUGCUGUCAACCUCAGGCUAAUCCUUCAGCGACCUCAGGCAUACUUCAAACUGCGAGGGGUCAAGGGGGGCUAUCAGGAGAGCAGCCCUCGGGAGCUGGUGACCUUGAAUGACCUCGAGCCCAAAGCUGCCAAUUGCACUAAGAUUCUCGUCUGGCACACAAGGACCGAAAAACCCGUGCUGGUGAAUGAGGGAAAGAAAGGCUUCACAGAUCCCAACGUGGAAAUCUGACAUCAUGCUGCAAAGCCAGGAACAGAUGCCAACAGUUUGUUCCUACUCCAGGCACCAAGCACCCCGAUUCCAGACUCAAACUGGGCCCUUGGUCAACCAGAGGAAAACCACCAAGUCGAGUUGCUCCAUAUACCAGAGACCAGCUUGGGUUCUUGAGCAGAGGAAGAAAAGAAAAAAAAAAGAAAGAUCAAUAAAUUAAUAAAUCAGUAUUUAAAAAACAACAACAGCUCACUUAUGCCUGACCUCCUGGAAACGAUCGAAUAAAAUAAAAUGAAACUAUAAGAGAUUAAAAA